This is a messenger RNA of Puntigrus tetrazona (Sumatra barb), 1672 nucleotides long. Its product is annotated as arrestin domain-containing protein 3-like. Gene Ontology annotation, cellular component: plasma membrane; cytoplasm. Lineage: Eukaryota; Metazoa; Chordata; Actinopteri; Cypriniformes; Cyprinidae. Gene Ontology annotation, biological process: protein transport. The transcript has 7 exons. The coding region runs from base 89 to 1363 and encodes 424 amino acids. The record is from RefSeq and is a predicted model, not a curated record.
CAGGUUAAAGUCCGCAGCUAGCGCGUGUCUCUAAAGUGAUUUCAUAGAGUUACAACUCCAAAAGAGGAUAUUUACACCAAGCGACAAGAUGUCUAUCACCGUGAAAAACAUUUCUGUUACUUACAAUUGUAUAAAUCAGAGCAAUACUUUCACCAACGGGGAUUUUAUAUCGGGACAAGUGAUUCUGGAUGUAGCCAAAGACACACAGAUGCAGUCGCUCAGUGUGAAAAUUAAAGGGAAAGCUGAGGUGUGCUGGACAGAACGUCACGGUCAAACUACUGUUGUUUACUCGGACAAGGAGAAGUAUUAUUCCGUGCAGAGGUUUUUCGUUUCGGAGAACAAAACACACGGUAAUGAGCGUGAGAUGCUACACGAUCCCUACGGACAGCCGUAUUCUUCGGUCGUUGCGCCAGGGCGUCAUGUUUAUCCAUUCACCUUUCAGUUGCCUCUACAACACUUCCCACCAUCCUUUAAAGGUUCAGUUGGAAAGAUUGCGUAUUCUUUAGAGGCAAAACUAGAAAGAGCAAUGCGUGUUUCUAGCAAAGACAAAGCAGAGUUCCACUAUGUACCCAAACCUGAUCUGCCUGGCCCUGAAUUAUUGGCACCUCAGUACGGAACCAAAGAUAAGCAAAUGAAACUUUUCACCUCUGGGAGUGUCUCCAUGAACAUAAACACAGAAAAAAUAGGAUACUACCUUGGAGAGGGCUUGAAAGUCUUGGCUGAAGUUCAGAACAAUUCGUCCCGGUUAAUCAAGCCAAAAUACUGCUUGUAUGAAAAACACAGUUUUUUUGCAAGAGGCAAGAGAAGGCUUCACCUACAUAACCUUCUAAAAGAGGAAGGAGAACCCAUUGAGCCAAAUUCAAAGAAAACUGUCACCAAAGUGCUGUCCAUUCCACCCAGCCUUCCCACCUCUAUCCUAAACUGCAGGAUCCUCAAGGUUGAGUACAGACUCAAGGUCUACCUGGAUGUGCCGUAUGCCUCAGAUCCAGAGAUCAAAUUUCCAGUUGUGAUUCUUCCUCCUCAGCUUGUGUCAGGGGCUACAAACAGUGACUUUGGAGUCUGGAAUGAACCAAUAGAAAGCAAUAUGUACCCCAACCCACCUCUUAUGGCUCCACUUGCCCCACCACUUCAUGUUGUAUCACCCGGUCAGUUUGGAGCUCCUGGUUAUCCCGGUCCUCCUCAUAUUCCUUUAGGAGCAUCUGGUUACCCUGGUCCUCCUCUUGAUCAGGUUGGUGCACCAGGCUUCCCUGGACCUCCUGGUCAGUUUGGUCCAAAGUCUCAUCUGCCUGACCCAUCAGCUCCACCUCCAUAUCAGGACUAUCAAUUAUAUCCAAAGUUGCCGGAUCACCCCCAAAAAUCUUGACAAAAAUUGUUUUAAAAUAACAUUCUUGGCUUCUUUUAUAAUAAGAUAGUCUGAACCCUUUUAUUUAAAGAUUUGCGAGAAUAAUUGAUAGUCAUGUUUUCUACAAAGUUGUUAUGAAUUUGAUAUGUUAAAAUGAUCACAGUUUGGAUAUCAUUUUAAGUUAGAACAAUAGUUAAUCAGUCUAUUAAGGUAACACACAAUGAUGUUUUUAUGUCUUUUUGGAGCACUGCAAUCAAUCAAAUUACCAUUACACAUUUUAUUCUUUUUCUAAUUCAGCUGAAUAAAACUUCUUUGUAAUUUUUUUUUAUA